AUUACAUUCCACGUCAACUUUUUGACAGCUUGCUCGCGGAUCUGCUGUUUGUUCCUUAAAUUCGUAUUAAUUUUAGAAAGAAAAACAUACAAAAUGAUUACUGUGUUAAAUACAAUUGAUACUGGCCACGAGGAUAUGAUACACGACGCAGAGCUGGACUACUAUGGGUUGAGACUGGCCACGUGUUCAUCGGAUAACUCGGUGAAGAUUUAUGACAUCAAAAGCGGCGCCCAAACACUUGCAGCUGAUUUGAAAGGACACUUCGGUCCCGUGUGGCAGGUGGCCUGGGCUCACCCGAAGUUCGGAAAUCUGUUAGCGUCGUGUUCCUAUGAUAGAAAAGUGAUAAUAUGGAAGGAGACCGGGGAGUGGACAAAAUUGUACGAGUAUACAGGUCACGAGAGCUCAGUCAACUCGGUGGCGUGGGCGCCUGCGGAAUAUGGGCUCGUGCUGGCGUGCUGCAGCUCCGACGGCUCCAUCUCCGUGCUGACGUACAACCAGGACGGAAACUGGGAUGUGAAGAAGAUAUCCGGCGCGCAUGCCAUUGGCGUUAAUUCCAUAAGUUGGUGUCCUGCUAUCUCUGCGGAACUUAACUUGGACCCACUUAAUAAUAAGGAUGCACCCAAGAGAAUUGUUUCUGGUGGAUGUGAUAAUUUAAUCAAGAUUUGGAGAGAGCAAGGAGACCAAUGGGUUGAAGAGAAUCGCUUGGAAAUGCACAUGGACUGGGUGAGAGAUGUUGCAUGGGCACCUUCCCUGGGGCUACAGCGGUCCAUGAUCGCCAGCUGCUCACAGGAUAAAAGAGUCGUCAUCUGGACCAGCGACGAUAAUGUCUCCUGGACACCCACCAUUCUGAAUACAUUUGAUGAUGUUGUGUGGAGCGUCAGCUGGUCUCUAACGGGCAACAUCCUGGCUAUCUCGGGAGGUGAUAACAAAGUUAGCCUCUGGAGGGAGGGCACCGAUGGCCAGUGGGUGUGCAUCAGUGAGGUAGCUAAGGGAUUGGGGCAAACACCAAACGAUGAAAGGAGUACACUUUAAUUUUAAACUAAUUGUAUUACUUAAUCUUGUUAAAUAUGUAAUGAUUUGCUAAUAGUAAUAAUUAUUGUACUUUACA
This is a messenger RNA of Cydia fagiglandana, 1108 nucleotides long. It is a transcript of the gene Sec13, whose product is annotated as protein SEC13 homolog. The transcript is spliced from 2 exons. Bases 94 to 1032 code for a protein of 312 amino acids. Lineage: Eukaryota; Metazoa; Arthropoda; Insecta; Lepidoptera; Tortricidae. Gene Ontology annotation, biological process: COPII-coated vesicle budding; protein import into nucleus; positive regulation of TOR signaling. Gene Ontology annotation, cellular component: COPII vesicle coat; nuclear pore outer ring. The record is from RefSeq and is a predicted model, not a curated record. Gene Ontology annotation, molecular function: protein binding; structural molecule activity.